Messenger RNA from Asparagus officinalis (garden asparagus), 1108 nucleotides. RefSeq lists its product as uncharacterized. The transcript has 8 exons. Lineage: Eukaryota; Viridiplantae; Streptophyta; Magnoliopsida; Asparagales; Asparagaceae. The record is from RefSeq and is a predicted model, not a curated record. The coding region runs from base 266 to 1108 and encodes 280 amino acids.
UCUCCUUCUCGUCGUUCGUGUGUCUCCCGCUCGUCCUCGGCUCCCACUCGUCGUCGUUCAAGCUCGUCGUCGGUUCCCGCUUGUCAUCAUCUCCAGCUCGUCGUCGACCGAGAUCUCUUCAGUUCGUGGUCGUCGCCGCCGCCGCCGUCGUCGUCGUCCAGUUCAUCGUCGUUGGUAGGAUAAAUUUGAUGCUAAGGACAUGGAGCAAAAGAGAGAUUCGGUAUUGAGACAUUUGCGUGAUUUGUGGAAUAAGUGAUGUGGUGACAUGCACAAGAAAUAUGUGAAAGAAAAUUCAUUGCAAGUUGCAUUUAGAAAUAAACCUACACGAAAUGGGUCUCUCUUAAAUCUGGAUAGCAGAAAAGCUUUCUCAAAUGAAACUCUACAUUUAUCACUUGGAGAACAACAUAUUACAAAACUUGCUCAUGGGUUACAAAAUAUUGAAAGAUCUGUGAGGGAUUCACUACUUUCUAACUUCGCAACAAAGAAAGAUCCAACGGCUAUUGUUGAUUAUGCAAUUCUAAGUCAAAAAAUGGACCUAUUUCAUGGUGGUCAAGCAACUCUAAGUGUUUGGAGCUUGCCCGAUGUCGGUGCUAAUCAAUCUAGCUCGCUUUUUAUUGCCGUUGGCAGAGGAGACGCUGACCCUCCUAAUAACUUCAACUUUAUAGGCGCGGGAUGGCAUGUAUUUCCAGAAUUAUAUGGUGACAAUGAUACACAUCUAACAGCAUACUGGCUGAUUGAUGGGGAUCAAAGUGAUGGAUGCUACAAUCUUCGGUGCAAAGGAUUUGUACCUUAUAAACAAUCAAAAUACAAAUUAGGAGCAAAAAUUAGACCGCUGUCCACUUAUGAUGGAGAUCAAUAUGAUAUUACUUUAAAAAUAUUCAAGGAUAAAACAACCGGAGACUGGGUGCUGCACGCUGGGCGCCAUGGGGACAAACCUAUUGGCCACUGGCCGAAGUCUCUUCUGGAAGCCGCUACUGUCGUCCAAUUUGGUGGCCUCGUCUCUUAUCACCCCGGCGACAGGGCUCCCCCGAUGGGAAGCGGCCAUUCUCCUGAUGACGGCGACAAGAGGGCAGCUUGCGGUUCCCACACCGGACGUAGUCCAGAGUAA